This is a messenger RNA of Microcebus murinus (gray mouse lemur), 1598 nucleotides long. Lineage: Eukaryota; Metazoa; Chordata; Mammalia; Primates; Cheirogaleidae. The record is from RefSeq and is a predicted model, not a curated record.
GUGCCUGACCUUAGGAAACACUGGCUUUUCGUACACCCAGACAUGGGUGGGUGUACAUAUGCCUCAGACAUAGUUGGAAGAAUUACUUAUGAUCAUCAUAGUGCAUUCGUAAGUAAAACUGAAGAUAGCAGACUGAUUACUUUCUUGGGUAGUUUUCAUUACCUUCAUACUUUGACUCAUUUUCUGCACCAGUGUAUGUGGAGGGUUGAGUUGAAUGGUCCAUGUGAUGGAAUGUUAAUUCCAUAGUUUUUCUAAAGUAGUUCUAGCUUUAGAAGAGAAUUACCAUAGAAUCUUGGUCCAGGGACUUUUGUGGGAAUGCCCUCAUUUCAUGAGGAAACCAAGGCUCAGAAAGAUAAAGGUGCUUCAAAACACUUAUUUGGGUCUUAUGGUUUCUCAAGUUAUAUGAUGCCCCAUUGGUUUGGAGACAUGAUUAUUUAAAACUGAAAUUUGGUGCUUUGUCCUCAUCAGGUCCUGGCUCAACAGUGAUCCACUGAAAAGUAUCAGGUACAAAAUUGUGAAUUUUGACACUAAACUUUUGGAGGGGAAAGUAAAGGAGGAUCCUGACCAAGGGGAAUCCACAAAACCAUUAACCUUUGCAAGGUUCUACUUGCCAAUUCUGGUUCCCAGUGCAAAGAAGGCCAUAUAUAUGGAUGAUGAUGUAAUUGUGCAAGGUGAUAUUCUUGCCCUUUUUAAUACACCACUGAAGCCAGGACAUGCAGCUGCAUUUUCAGAAGAUUGUGAUUCAACCUCUACUAAAGUUGUCAUCCGUGGAGCAGGGAACCAGUACAAUUAUAUUGGCUAUCUUGACUAUAAAAAGGAAAGAAUUCGUAAGCUUUCGAUGAAAGCCAGCACCUGCUCAUUUAAUCCUGGAGUUUUUGUUGCAAACCUGACAGAAUGGAAACGACAGAACAUAACCAACCAGCUGGAAAAAUGGAUGAAACUCAAUGUGGAAGAGGGAUUAUACAGCAGAACACUGGCUGGCAGCAUCACAACACCUCCUCUACUUAUCGUAUUUUAUCAACAGCACUCCACCAUUGACCCUAUGUGGAAUGUCCGCCACCUUGGUUCCAGUGCUGGAAAACGAUAUUCACCUCAGUUUGUAAAAGCUGCCAAAUUACUCCAUUGGAAUGGACACUUUAAGCCAUGGGGAAGGACUGCUUCACAUAUGGAUGUUUGGGAAAAAUGGUAUAUUCCAGAUCCAACAGGCAAAUUCAGCCUAAUCCGAAGAUAUACAGAGAUCUCAAACAUAAAAUGAAACAGAAUUUAAACUAUAAGCUUUUCUCAGGAAAUCUUGCAAGACAGUAUGUGUGGGAAGUAACAGUUGCUAGGCUUCCAUGCCUAUCUGUAACAACCCAUGGAAAAAGAUGUUUCAGCUGGGUAAAGAUAACAAAUUGCCCUGUCUAGCAUCCAGAUAGACUAUAAGUUUCCAUCUGCCUUACCAAGUGUUUUCUUACUAUAAUGUUGAAUUACCAGAAGAAUGGACACAUAUGGUUGAUACAGCUAGUUCAGCUAGCUUACCAGCUAAUUCAAAACUGCUGCUUGGUUUUAAUUUUGUAACCUAUGGCUAUCUGUAAAUAAAACUUACAUUUUUCAAUAGG